Molecule: messenger RNA, 741 nt
Organism: Cynoglossus semilaevis (tongue sole)
Lineage: Eukaryota; Metazoa; Chordata; Actinopteri; Pleuronectiformes; Cynoglossidae
Gene: miox
Product: myo-inositol oxygenase
Exons: 6
Coding region: 1-525 (174 amino acids)
Biological process (GO): inositol catabolic process
Cellular component (GO): cytoplasm
Molecular function (GO): inositol oxygenase activity; iron ion binding
Source: RefSeq, a predicted model, not a curated record
AUGCAGCUUUCUGAGACAUUUAUUAACCUAAAGAUUUUCAAUACAAUUCUCUUUGGUGGCAUCUGGUGGCCGAAAUGGUCUGUGGUGGGCGACACCUUCCCCGUGGGCUGCAAGUUUCAAAACUCAAUUGUGUUCAGGGACAGCACCUUCCUCGACAACCCAGACAACAAAAACCAAAGCUACAAUACAGAGCAUGGGAUCUAUGAAGCCAACUGUGGUCUAGACAAAGUCCUCAUGUCCUGGGGUCAUGAUGAGUAUCUCUACAGAGUCCUGAAAUUCAACAACUGCUCCAUUCCUGAGGAGGGCAUGUACAUGAUCCGCUUUCAUUCCUUCUACCCCUGGCACUCCCAUGAAGACUACAUGCACCUGUGCAGUGACAAAGACCUGCAGAUGCUCCCCUGGGUCAAAGAGUUCAACAAAUUUGAUCUGUAUACAAAGACCACCGUCCUGCCUGAUGUAGAGAAGCUGAUGCCCUACUACCAGUCAAUCGUUGACAAAUACUGUCCUGGAAUACUCAAGUGGUAAAGGAGCUGAAGAUCACAGGAAAUCCACUACGCGAAACCAGCUGUGACAUUACUCAAAUUUGUCCUUCCUGCUUUGUCCUUGUAGCUGCUUGAUAAAGCUGGGCUUUAAUCCUGCUUUUUACGCAUUUUAGCGAUCGCUGACUAUAGACAAAUAUGUCAUUUGUGAAUACCAUAUUUUCCGGACUAUAAGUCGUGCUGGAGUAUAAGUGGUAUAGGA